Messenger RNA from Scheffersomyces stipitis CBS 6054, 4236 nucleotides. RefSeq lists its product as uncharacterized. The transcript has a single exon. The record is from RefSeq and is a predicted model, not a curated record. NCBI's taxonomy places the organism in Eukaryota, Fungi, Ascomycota, Pichiomycetes, Serinales, Debaryomycetaceae. Bases 1 to 4236 code for a protein of 1411 amino acids.
AUGAGCCACGAAAGAGCCAACGGACUUGAUAAGAGGCCGUCACUUAUACUGGAUGUGUUUCUGGCGUUACGUGGUAUUCGCAGAGUUCUUUUGGGAAACGAUAACCCCGAUAAGAAGGAACCAAGUCGGACAGAAGAAUCGAUCCAGAGACCUAAACUAAGGGUUUUGGAGCCUAGUGUUGCAAGUACAGGUCAGAGUCAACGGUCACCACCAUCCCCACCACAACGAAUAUAUCAACAUCACCAACAGAAUCUGACGAAGUAUGAAUCACAAGACCGUUUUCGUUCUAAUUAUGAGGAUUCAUUUCAAUUUUUAAGUCUGCUAUAUGAUUUCAAAAGCAACCAAUAUUAUGACGAACAACAGAUAAAGUAUGAUGAUGUAAAAACUGAACAGGAUCAGAAGAUUCAAUCAAAUGCACAGGUUUCCUAUCUCAACCAAAUGACAUCUUUCAAACGUGAAAAAAGUAGAGAUAAGGUAAUCUCUGAUACCUCUUUGACUGAACAAAGCGAUUCCGAGCCUUUCAUUCCUACAAGCAAAAUGGCAAAGAGAUCUACAUCAUCAACACCUGCAGAGUUGGUAUCUCAAAUGAAGCAGACCAGUUCUAUUUCCAAGCAUGGAAACAAGUACGCCAAAUUGAACAAGCUCAAAGUACAUUGUAGUGAGUCGAUUCUGUAUCUAGAUCUAACUUCCGAUACUGAAACAGAUAGGCUGUCGCCAGUGCUGCUUUCUGUGUUGCUUCAACGCAAAAUAGAGUCCGAGCGUAGCAAUAUUGCACAUUCAUCUGAUGUACUCCAUAGAGAUGCAUUUUCCUCUUCAUCUGAGCAUGAAGCUGAAAUACUUAAAAAUGAGAAAACUCCAGAAUCAGCUAAGGUUAUUACGCACGAGAAAAGUCCUAUUAGAAUAAGUAAGAAGACUUCCCGAUCUAGAAUUCCAUUUGGAGAGAAACAGAGCCCAACUAUAAAAAGUAAGGGUUCAACUUUACAUUCUAGUAGUUCUCCAUUUUCAAAAUUACGGAUUAAAAGUAAAUUGGGUAAGAGUGGCUCCCCAGAAAACAGUACAAGUUCUGCAGGAGUAUCAUCUGAACAAGUCCAAAAGAAAUCCGACGAUCUACAAAGCGAAUUGAAUUUACAGAGGGCUUAUGCAGUGAAUGUUCAAGGAAAGCCUGGUUCACAAGGUUCUUCAAGCAAGGUUUCUAGCACAGCAAACUAUAUCAAACAUUUGCAGGCAAAUUCCCCGGUUCCGAGUUUAAAUGAAGAUAGAUUGACAUCAAAAGAGUACCUUCAGCUGAACGGAGAUUCUGGUUUCUCUCGACCUCAAGCAGUGUCGUUGCAGUUUGGUGCUUCUGGCACUUCUCAAGCUUCAAAAUCACCCUGGGUCAAUGAAGUUCAAUGUAAUGUACCUGAAUCCAAUGCAAUUCCUCAAUUCAGAGACAUCACCAAUCUGAACAACGAUUCAAAUAGCAAAGCCCCUUUUAUAAAUGACGCAUCCGCUAUUACAAUAGAACCAACAUAUAAUAUUUUGGAAACUCCUAUAAAACGCAGUAUCGAAGUUGAUGCAUCAGAUAAGUAUCAAAAACCUCCAAAGAAAAGAAUUGAAGAUGAUAAAGUGGUCCAGUCUCCCAGUAGAGUUGCUGUGACAACUCAGAAGCAUAAAGGGUCAACAGAAGAUGUUCCAAUGACGAAUGGUUCCAAAAAUUCGAAAUUAUCUUCAUUAUUUGAACCACCAUAUCCCAACAAGAAGAGCAUUGCGGAUGGAUCUACUACUAAGCCUAUUUCAGUAAAUGGCAACAAUGUGAUUGAAAGUUCGUUUCCAAAUGUUCAAAGCAACUUGUUGGAAUCAUUGGAUAAAAAUGUAAAUGAAAUACGAGAACCAAAUGACGACAGAACUUCGACAUCUACAACCUCAGGAUUCAGCAAACCGAAGAGCAAAGCUAAAGGGGAGAAGAAAAUGACAUCGCCUAAUACUCCGAAGUCAUGCAAUGUUACGCUUCAAGCUUUGCUAAGGGCGAAGAUUGAACAAACACGUAAGCCGGAUAUAGGUUGCGAUAAAGUGGCAUCCAACAAAGGCAAGCCAAAUAAGAGAAAGAUACAACCACUGUUUUCGUUAACACCAGAAAAGCGUCAGAAAUCAUCUAGCAGUUAUGAUUCAUGUAGUGAAAGUCCAAGACAGGGGUUAUCACAAGUUGGAGUUAGUAAGUCCCAACUGGCUCAAGAGUAUAGUAACUUUUUUAAGUCGCUCCCAAUUCAAUCUGGCCCCUUCAAUUUAGACGGGCUAGUUAGCCUGGAGGAUGCAGUUGCUUUUCAUUCGGCUCUUUCACUCUCGCUGGUCCAACGACUUCAAGCAAUCAAACAAAAUCUACUGAAUCAACGGAAUUUACCGUAUGUUCAACAUAACUCAGAAAGUAUCUCAAAUGUGAGCAUGUCUGAACCCCCAAUGAGUAGUCAAGAUACCGUUGCUAGUAUGAACAAGAUUUCUCCUUUAUUCCCUCAAAAUCCAUCUUCUAUUCAAGGUUCUUUUUCUGUGUCUACUAUGAAAUCCUCAUCUAAACUUAAAUCAACGAGUACAACCAGAUCAUUUACAGUAACGGCCAAUCCUGUUGAAAAAAGAGGGGAGGAGGCUUCAGUACCGAGACAUGUAACAAAAAACCAUGAAAUUUCUGCUCCCAUGGAAACUACCCAAAGAAUUUACAAUACAUCUAUAGUACCACCAGCAAGUAGUCAGUCUUCUGUUGGAGGUAGGAUGACACCACCACCAUCUCCAAAAAGGAAUCUUGAUUCCAUUGAACUUGAAAUUGAAGCUUCUGCUGUAUCUCCUGAAAAUCUCAUUCCAGUAGAACCUCCACUUCCAUCUGAAUUGACCAAGUCCCAUACUAUUUCCAAAUCAGGUUAUAGGUUUGAAAAUGCAAUUACAGGUGAAACUGGUAGAUCUGUUGAGAUAGCUAGACUUACGAAUGCCUCCAAGGCUAGUGGAAAGAUGUUUACACAGCGACGAGAAAGUAAAAAUGUCAGGAAGGAGCAAGAGUUUGGACUAGAUUCUAGUCCAACAUCUGCAAAAGUUGUUGUACAUAAACCCCAGAUGAUGGAUUCCGUUACGCAACCGUCUAGUCGGUAUUUGAAGUCUUCUCAAGUACUGUAUGAUGGUGGCAGCAAAUCAGGCUUGGAGAAGGAACCUUCCAUGGCAAAAUCGCUGAAUACUACUCCAAAAACAGGAGAACUAGAACCUGGGCAAUCAUUAAACGCUACUGAAGGAGUUCGAUGUCAAACUCUUGGAACUUUGGAACACACGAGUAUGACCUCUGUAAAUUCUGAUAAUGUUGGUAUUAUAGGUUUAACAAGUGAAGCGCCUAAUGAAAUUAUCGACUUAACUAGUGAAAUUCCAAGGAUGAAACUAGCAGAAUCGAAUGAAAAUGAAGAUACGGUUCAGCCACUCAAUGAAAGUUCGAAUAUUGACGGCAGGCUGUCUUUGGAUAUGACUGUAUCGAAGCAUAGCCUGAUGUUAAAUUCAACCUCUGUUAACCAAAGACAAGAAAGUAGUUUAAUUGUUGACCUUUCGGACUUUCAGCAGACCAGCACUUCGAUGGAGCCAACAGUAAAAUUGAGGAGGGGUUCGUUUGGUGGGUUAUUGUCAAGUCCGAUUAAACAUCUAGAGCGGAAUGAUCAAACUCAAACUCGCGAUAAACGCCUCUCCGCAUCAAUUACAACUCCAUCAAAGACAAAACUGGGUAAGGAAUUUCGUGCUGUCCCAUCCAGUACUUUGCCAUCUGCCAAGAAGGUGCCAAUAUACAGAAAGAGUUCUCCUGAGUCGGAUACAAGAUCAGGCGUAGAGAAGACACUUGCUUGGGAUGAACAGCCAUUGAGAAGACUAACACGUUCUACUAACGAACGGGCAGAAUUUUAUUUCAUAUCUGAGCAUACCAACAAAAUGGCCAGGCUUCCAGAAGUUUCGACUGCUAUACACCUUGUGAAGAAUCACUUGGUAGAUCCUGAUGAAGAUCAAGACAACAGGAACACUUAUGAUAUGGACACCGAAGGUGAAUGCAGUGGAGAUGAAAUAAACGAGUCACAAGAACAGUACGAGCAUCGGCCUCUUGAAAUGGUCAAAAACACACCUGAAAUCUUGCAUUCGAGAAGACAGGAGUAUGAUCAAAGGAGAACUGAAUUCACUACGAACGGAAAAAUCCAAAUUUCUAGUAAUUCCCUCCGGAUAUUGCUGUCUGAUACGGAAGAUGAUGUGUGA